AUGGUUAAUCCUUUGGCAGUGCGUCUUCAGCUUCCCAGGUCCAUGAGGAUCCACCCAACAUUCCAUGUGGCCCGCCUUAAACCUGCUAAGGAGAGUUCUUUGAUCCCUGCCUCCAGACCCCCACCACCCCCGGGUUCAUCAACGGCGGGCCUGUGUACACCAUCGAGUGUCCUGGCAAAAAUGAAGAUCCAAAUUUUGGUGCUGGCCUUUGCUUUGGUGGCUGUGAUCACUGCAGCACCAGCAGCACCAGCCAAAAAGGCUGCUUCAGUAGACCCAGAUGAAAAGGCUCUGGACGAUGCUAUUGCCAAGAACAGCCCUGCAAUAGACAAGGCGCUCAAAGACGUCACUGACGACGAUGCGAUGUUGAGCAGCUUGGACAAAGAUGAUGUGGCCAGCAUGAUGACCUCCGCUGAUGCAGAUGAGGUGGCAAGCAACAUGACCUCCGCUGACGCAGAUGAUCUGGCGGCGGCCAGUGACACUGAUGAUGAUGGAGACUCUGACGAGGAAGCUGACGUAGCUGUGGCAGUGGCCAGUGACUCUGACGAUGAUGCAGACUCCGACGAGGAUGCUGACGUAGCUGUAGCAGCAGACAGCGACGAUGAUGCAGACUCCGACGAUGAUGCCGACGUAGCUGCAGCAGCAGACAGCGACUCUGACGAUGAUGCAGACUCCGACGACGAUGCUGAUGUAGCUGCAGCAGCAGACAGCGACUCUGACGAUGAUGCAGACUCCGACGAUGAUGCCGACGUAGCUGGAGCAGCAGACAGCGACUCUGACAAUGACUCUGACGAUGACUCAGACUCCGACGAUGAUGCCGACGUAGCUGCAGCAGCAGACAGCGACUCUGACAAUGACGCAGACUCCGACGAUGACGUUGAUGUAGCUGAGCUAGGAGACAGUGACGCUGAUGAUGACGCAGACUCCGUUGACGAUGCCGAUGUAGCUGAGGUGGCCGCAAGUGCUUAAUAAGCUAAGACGUGAGAUCCCUCAAAAAUUGUUUAAAAAUUUUUAUUUUUUGUAUAUAUACAUGUGUACGUGUUCUAUCUCUGCAGCUCUCCAACUUCACACCUGAUCUACAGGUACCACUGUCUUACAAUAAUGGUAUUACAUUUUGUUGCACUGUGUGUGUUAAACCAGUUGUCCUUCGGGGACAGAUAAAGUUGACAGGUGAUGUUGAUGUAAAAGCUUGUAAAAUAAAAUAAAAAGGUUUGUCUCAGUUUUCAAUAUCU
This is a messenger RNA of Epinephelus lanceolatus (giant grouper), 1229 nucleotides long. NCBI's taxonomy places the organism in Eukaryota, Metazoa, Chordata, Actinopteri, Perciformes, Serranidae. The record is from RefSeq and is a predicted model, not a curated record.